Messenger RNA from Cucurbita moschata (crookneck pumpkin), 1021 nucleotides. Its product is annotated as two-component response regulator ARR5. Gene Ontology annotation, biological process: phosphorelay signal transduction system; cytokinin-activated signaling pathway. Lineage: Eukaryota; Viridiplantae; Streptophyta; Magnoliopsida; Cucurbitales; Cucurbitaceae. Bases 220 to 906 code for a protein of 228 amino acids. The record is from RefSeq and is a predicted model, not a curated record. The transcript is spliced from 3 exons.
GAGAUUUGAUUUCUGAUACAGACAGACAGACAGAGCUCUUAACACACACACACACACACACACACUGACACGGUUUUGUGUUUCACCCUUUCAUUUAAUACCACUUUAUAUUACGCCCCUUCUCCUUAACCUUGUCCACACAAUUCAAUUGCCUGCUCUUUCCAUUACAAUACCCCUUCUCUCCCUCUCUCUCUCUCUCUCUCUCUUUCUCCUACUGCCAUGGCUAGAACCCCUGUUUUCUCCCGCCGGCGAAGGUCCGAUCAAAUCGACGCUUUAGAUCGCUUCCCCAUCUCUGAUUCCGAGGUCCAUGUUCUCGCCGUUGAUGACAGCCUCGUCGACCGUACAGUAAUUGAGCGUCUCCUCCGCCUCACCGCUUGCCGAGUUACUGCAGUGGAUAGUGGAAUUAGAGCUCUACAAUAUCUCGGAUUGCAAGAUGAACCUAAUUCCCAAGUUGGUUUUGAUGGGUUGAAGGUUGAUAUGAUUAUCACCGAUUACUGCAUGCCCGGAAUGACAGGCUACGAAUUGUUGAAGAAAAUUAAGGAAUCUUCAACUCUGAGAGAGAUUCCGGUGGUGAUUAUGUCGUCGGAAAACGUGGUGGCGAGGAUAGACAGGUGUUUGGAGGAAGGGGCAGAGGAUUUCAUAGUGAAGCCGGUGAAAUUAUCAGAUGUGAAGCGGCUCCGGGAAUAUAUGGUGGGGGACGAAAAGAUUGGAAGUGAAAGGAGUGGGAACAACAAAAGGAAGCUACGAGAACCGUGUGAUGAAGCCUCAUCAUCACCGUCCAUUUUAUCACCAGCACCAUCUUCUGAUUCCUCUCCAUCACCGUCAGAUUCGGUUCAAUCCAUCACCCCAUCAUCGUCAGAGCCAUCUUCUCCGACGUCCACUCCUCAAUCGGACGACUCUAAAUGACUGCCACUGAAUCAGGAAUACCGUGCGAGAAUAGUAGCCUAUCAUUCCCCCCCACCUUGUUAUUAUUUCUUUUUCUUCUUUAAAAGAAUUAAAUAUCUUCCUCUUUUUUUCUUCA